Molecule: messenger RNA, 4524 nt
Organism: Cuscuta epithymum
Lineage: Eukaryota; Viridiplantae; Streptophyta; Magnoliopsida; Solanales; Convolvulaceae
Source: the annotation of a GenBank genome assembly
GGGAUAAUAUAUCUCAACAACUGAUAUUCAUAUUUAUAUUUGAUAACAAUUCGAAUCAAAUUUAGUAUUCUUGUUUGUAUUUAUAUUUGAAUAUUUCAAAUUUGAAUCGUCUUAUACGAAUUCGAAUCCCGAAUUAAUCAUAAAUGAUUUGAUUCGUAUAUAACCCUACCGGCAGAGUUGAACACAAUCAUGAUCAUGUAUAUAGGGUCCAGAAACUAAAAAUAGGGUCUGGUUACAAAAAAACAAGUAGGGCCCUCCGUGCAAAGUGCAAACAUCUCUAGUUUUGAGCAUUUGAGGAGCACUAUUGUAUUGAGAAGUUUUCGGUCAUUCACUUUUCAUCAUUUACAUACACUAUUACAUACAGGAAGUCUACUUUUCGCAAAGAAUAAAUUUUUUGAUUUAUUUAUAAAACUAUCACCGCAUUUUUAUCCACUUGGCAUUUUUGACAUAUUUAGAACAAUUCGAUCUUAAAUUUGAUGCUCUAGCCUUUUUAUUUGAUCUAAAUUCUAUAUAUACAGUGCGAUUCCAUUUAGAAUAAUGCUUAACGAGAGAACACACACAUUUAAUGUAAUGUGAUGCACAAUAGAUGUCAUCUAUUGCACUUUUAAUUCUACUCAAAUCAAGUCAAUAUUAAAUAUUGUGUGCCAUUUUAAUAAAUACUAUUUUUAAUGCAAAAAAUGCAACGGACAAGUCUCAUUGUGCAUCAUAUUGAGGUAAAUGUGAGUUUUCUCUAAAAAAUAUUCUCAUUUGAUCAUGAGAAUAUAUGCAUGUCCUUUAGAGAGACAAAAUGGUCAACUGUGUAAUCUCAAAGGAGCUAGGGGGUUUAAUGAAAUGUCCAUGCAUUCAAUCACAUGCAUGGAGUUCCUUAAACACCAGAUAAUAAAAUGAAUGAAGAGCCAAAGUACCUACUAUAUGCAUCAUAAAUCUAAUUGGCUCGCAUUUGAUGAUUUUAUGAUACAAUUAGGCAUAUUUAAUCAUCAUCAUUACCCAGUGCCACAAAGGCUCCCACCUACGGUGGGGUAAGGGGAUGUCAGAUGUACGCAGUCUUACCCCUGUACUAAAGCACAGAGAGAUUGUUUCCGGAUGACCCAUAGUGAACAUCGCGUCUAAAAUUGCAUGGACUGACCGCUGCUUCAUAACAAAGAAGCGCAUACAGUUUAUUAGUGAACCAUUUUGCUUUAUUCCAACAUAUUCUCAAUUAGGAAUGUUUAAUAUGACAUUAAAUUGUCCUGCCCAUUACAUGCGCUACUGCAACACAUACCGACUAAAAUGAAACAAUACAUCAGUGUCAAACCUGUCCUAUGAGAGUGGGUGGGAAGUUUAACACUUUAACUGAGUACAUUGUAACUAGAAGCGGUAAUGUAGAUAUGGAGGAGAAGGUGCAAUGCAUGCUGAAAAUGAUAGAACAAGAAGGCGAUUCAUUUGCCAAGAGAGCAGAAAUGUAUUACAAAAGAAGACCAGAGCUCAUAAGCUCUGUUGAAGAAGCUUACCGCGCCUUCCGGGCUUUAGCCGAAAGGUAUAGUCAAAUCACUGCCUUUGAUGAAAUGCUUGCUAGUAACUUGCAGCUUCAUAGUCUUUAGACCCUUACAGUUGUUAUGUACAAAAAUAACAGGCCUAAUCUUGAUACGGAUUAGAAACUUAAACCAAUUCAAAACAUCACCAAAACGAGUUAGGAAUACUGACAAAUCUACUUUCCAUAUUUUAACAGGUAUGAUAAGCUAUCCAAAGACUUGCAUACUGCCAAUCACACCAUCGCUACUGUCAUCCCCGAACAAAUCCAGAUGGUGAUGGAAGAAGACGAAGACGACUUCUGUUCCCCGAAACUUUCCAAAAAUCCACAAGAUUCUCCUAGAUUCCCCAGAGGUUUGUUUAGAUCCAUAAAAUGCUAUGGUAAAGAACAAAAAGGUCAUGCAAAGCUUUUAUGGUUGCUUUUAACUGCCUGGAAAAAUGAUAUCAAAUUUUUAACAUAUACUACCUCCCUCCGUCCCAAAAAAUUGUUCCCGCAUUGACUUGGAUCAGAGUUUAAGAAAGUGGGAAUAAAAUGGAAAUAUAUGGUUGUGGUUGUGUAAGAAAAAGGUAAAUGAAUGUGAGCCACACAAAACUUUCCAAAAGGGGAAAGUGGAACAAUUUUUUGGGACGGCCCAAAAAGGAAACCGGGAACAAUUUUUUGGGACGGAGGGAGUAGUGUAUUUAACUUUCUGAGAUUACAGAGACUUCACUUAUUAAAAAAACAUUAAAAACUAAAAUACAAUAAAUUAAGAGUGUAACGUGCAUAAGGACAAAAAUUGUGCAGGAAAAGAAAAAAAAAAGAGGGGAAAUCUGGAUGAAGAGGUAAAAUAAUUAAAGCUUCCCUGGAAAGAGAAAUAAACAGGGACAAAACAAUAAGGGGAGAGGAAAUACAGGUUAAAAGAAAUUAAAAUGAUGAAAUGGAAGACAACUAAGCAUCAAUAACUUGACUCCAUGAAUUAGUUAGUAAUAACCACGAAGGACAAAUAAUCUGCAAAUUAGUUAGUAAUAACCACUAAAGGGAAGAAUCGGAUCAUUUUUUCAAGUUUAUGGGGUUGAUUACUUGAUUGAGUGCUUUUUUGUAUGAGGGCGUAAUUGCUGGUUUAGCUAUAUUAGAAGUGCCUAUUUGGUAACUUUUCCUUAAUUUUAUUUACAUAUAUUAAUUAUUUAGAUUUGUUAGUCUUCUAUUUAAGGAACACAUACAUAAAGUGAGUACCAACAAAGAUUUAAAAUAAAAAUUUAUUGAGCUUAAGCCCAUUUUCAUUUUCUCAUAUGUGUUUUCAUUCUUAAUUUACAUCCCUAGUAUUUGCGGGUUUCCAAACAGACUCCAAGAAUCUCCAAGAAUCUGGCGGCCCAAAGUUCGCAAAGGCUCCAAAGAAGCCAUUUCAAACCAAGAAUCUUUCCAAUAAUGCAGGAGAUGCCGAUACAAAAGCCAAAUCCCUUGAAGAGAUUGAAAAUCUCCAGAAUGAAAUAAGUUCACUCGAAGCCGUAAAAGAGGUUGUGAGGAAUUCAUACGAACACGGGCUUUCAAAAUAUCAGGAGAUUGAGAAACAAAUAAUGGAAAUGCAGGAGAAACUUUCGCAUCUGCAAAAGGAAUAUGUGGUGACAAUGGAUGUCGAGAAUGAUAAGGCCGGGAACCUAAUAACAGAAACAACACUAAGAUCAUGCCAAGAGAGCUUGGCUCAGUUGCAGGAGAAGCAAGAUAAAUGCUGUAAAGAUUCUAAAGAGGAGACCCAAAAGAUUGAAGAUGCAGACAAGAAACUGAAAUUCCUCAAAUAUGAGUCACUUCAUGAUAAUAAUGACCACACCAUGACAUCUGAAGAUGUAGACUCCAUGGAAAUUCAAACAGUUUCUGAACAAACAACAAAGAUUGAUGAGCUUGUGAACAAGGUACUUCAUCUGGAGAUCACAAUGGCUUCCCAGAUUGCCUUAAUCGAAAGAACAAAAACUGAAUCCAAUGAUCUCCAUGUCAAAAUAAGUAUAUUGGAAGAUGAAAAGGCCAAUCUCACCACGGAUAAACAAAAUCUGUUCGUCAGAGUUGAAGAACUGGAAGAACAAUUGGGGAAGCUUCAGAAUCUACACAGAGAAGUUGAGAAACAAAAUAGAAGUCUUCAAGCUCAACUGGCAGAAGCCCAUUCCUGUUAUGAUCAGUUGUGUGAGAGAUUGAAACCAGAUAACCACACAGUGAAACAUGUAACAUUUGCAGAUGAAAAAGAAUCUAACGGUUCAACACAAGAAAUAGCAGACACAGAAGCACACUGGGAGAAAGAUGAAAAAUUUAACUGGCAGAAGAUGUUGUUAAAUGGAGUGGAGGACAGAGAACAAGUUUUACUCAAAGAGUAUAUCGCAAUUCUCAGAAGCUACAAAGAUCUAAAGAAGAAAUAUGAUGAUAGGGUUGGGGGGUUUGAAAUUGAAUUGCAGAUGAAUGGUCUGAGAGGUGCCAUUGCAAAAAGAGAUGCAGAGAUACGUUAUUUACAUCAAAAAUUAAAUCUUUUUACCGAUGAAAAGAAGAUUGCUGAACCUGGAUAUGUAGUUAAAAAGGUCCGAAAAUCAAAGAGCAGAACUGGAAUUCCCUUAAGGGAAAUAAUCUUUGGAACCAAACCAAAGAAACACAGGACUUCUGUCUUUUCUUGCAUCCAAAGCCAUAAAUACGAGGCCAUGAAAGCUGGGAGUUCUUCAUAAAUCUUCUGUUUGUCCUUCUUCCUUCUGAAACUUUAACUUUAUCGGUAAUUCCUCUGGAGGAUAAAUGAAGACUUUGGGGAGACUCCUUCAUUUAAUUUUCUUUAUGAUUGGCACAGAAGUGAAACCAUAGUUAUCUCAUGAUGGUAUGGUAUAUAGAGAAAAUAAGUUAUUACUACUAUGUGAAAAAUUAAUGACCAAAAUAAGACGUAGAGAUUUUUAUGAGUCAAGAUUUCUGAAUCCUUGAAUCUCAUAAAAACUUGCACUUCCUAAAAACAUGUGACGCAUAAUGAAGUGAUAUACUCUCAGUAUUUUAAAGAAUGCUACUUUAUAUUUUGA